Molecule: messenger RNA, 2759 nt
Organism: Suhomyces tanzawaensis NRRL Y-17324
Lineage: Eukaryota; Fungi; Ascomycota; Pichiomycetes; Serinales; Debaryomycetaceae
Product: OPT-domain-containing protein
Exons: 2
Coding region: 1-2664 (887 amino acids)
Biological process (GO): transmembrane transport
Molecular function (GO): oligopeptide transmembrane transporter activity
Source: RefSeq, a predicted model, not a curated record
AUGAGUGUGGAAAAGGAUAUCUUAGACGAUACUAAAGUUCAAAACGUAACUAGUGUCGCAAGUCACUUAGAUAUUGCUGAUCAUGAAGUGAACUUGGCAGCUGUUGUUUCUCAUAAGAUCGCAAUAGAGGAUGUUGGCGUUGAGCUUACCUCUGAUCAGAAAUACUUGGUAAUCAAUAGAUUAAAUUUGACUGGUUUAACUUCGUUGGAUGAUUUACCUCUUACUGUGUCGUUCAUCCUUGAUAAGAUUCAAAAGUUGACAGUUGAAGAAUCUCUUAAAAUAUUGAGAAAAGCAGUUAUUGAGUACGCAAAUGAUGUUAAUAUUCCUGUUGAGGAGUACAGCCUUUACGAAAAAUUGGUUGAAUCCAGUGACAACUACUCUUCCGAAGAAGAACACCUGGAUACCAGAGAAAAGCUAAAAAUUGUUGAUUGGAAUUUUCAGGUAAGAUUAGAGGCAACUUUGAUUGCAUACCAUUCUCCUUAUCAAGAAGUUAGAUCAGUAACUGAUCCUUUUGAUGAUCCAACUAUUAAAGUUGAGACAUUAAGAGUGUAUGUUCUAGGACUUAUUUGGACAUGCAUCAGUGCAUUUGUCAACCAGUUCUUUGAUGACAGAUUGCCCGGUAUUACAUUAUCCACUUCAGUUGCGCAAAUGUUACUUUACCCUUGUGGAAAAGCUUGGGAAUUUGCCAUUCCAAAUUGGAAGUUAAAGCUCGGGAAGUAUGAAAUUGAAUUAAAUCCUGGUCCAUGGACAUAUAAAGAGCAAAUAUUGUCGGGCCUUAUGUUUACAGUCGGUGGUGGUAGCAGUUAUGCAGCUUGGAAUAUCACAGCACAGAAAUUAGAUACAUUCUAUGGUAAUGACUGGGUUACAACUGGGUAUCAGGUGCUUUUACUUUUGAGUAUUAAUUUUAUGGGAAUUGGCUUUGCAGGUGUGUUGAGGAAAUUUGUGGUUUACCCAACAAGAUCAAUUUGGCCUGGGCUAUUGCCUACACUUGCGUUGAACAGAGCCCUUUUGGUGCCAGAGAAAAAGGAGAAUAUCAACGGUUGGACGAUCUCGAGAUACCGCUUUUUCUUUUUUGUCACUUCAGCAUCUUUUCUCUACUUUUGGAUUCCAGAUUAUCUCUUCCAGGCACUUUCAUACUUUGGUGGUUGGAUGACAUGGAUCAAACCGAAUAACUUCAAUCUUGCUGUAAUUACUGGUCCAUCCUCUGGAUUGGGUUUCAGUCCUAUUCCUUCGUUUGACUGGAAUGUUGUGGGAACAAAUGCAUUGACGACACCAUUUUACAGUACAAUCAAUCAGAUUAUUGGAACCUUCUUGAGUUUUUUCAUAAUUGUUGGAGUAUACUACAGCAACCAUAAAUGGACAGGAUACUUGCCAAUCAACAGUAACAGAUUAUUUUCUAACACCGGAUCCUCCUAUAAGAUAUCAAAAAUUCUAAAUGAGGACAAUUUGUUUGAUCAGGAGAAAUAUGAGAAGUACGGUCCACCAUUUUACACAGCAGCGAAUAUAGUACUGUACAGUGCUUUCUUUGCUCUCUACCCCUUUGCAAUUAUUCAUGAGAUUGCAAUGACCUAUGAGGCAUUAUGGGAUUCCUUAAAGGGGUUUUAUCAUUCACUUAGGAAUUUUCGUAGAUCCACAUUUGAAGGUUUUGAUGAUCCGCACUCCUUGAUGAUGAGAAAAUACAAAGAAGUUCCUGAUUGGGUUUUUCUUGUUGUUUUGGUGAUAUCGAUUGUGCUUGCCAUUCUUUGUGCUGAGUUGUAUCCUACGAAUACUCCGGUCUGGGCAAUAUUCUUUGCUUUGGGCAUUAAUUUUGUCUUCUUGAUUCCCAUCACAACUCUUUAUUCGACAACAAACUUCAGUUUCGGAUUAAAUGUCUUGGUUGAGUUGAUUAUUGGUUAUGCACUUCCUGGGAAUGGUUUUGCUUUGUUGUUCAUUAAAGCGUUAGGAUACAACAUUGAUGGGCAAGCUCAAAAUUAUAUCACAGAUCAGAAGAUUGGACAUUAUGCCAAGAUACCACCUAGGGCAAUGUUUCGUAUCCAGAUUAUUGGAGUUUUUGUUGGUACUUUUAUAAACUUGGCUGCUUUGAAUUUCAAAAUCAAUCAUAUUGAAGACUACUGUGCUCCUCUUCAGAAGGAUAAAUUUUCUUGUCCAAAUUCGGGAACAAUUUUUGCAGCCUCCGUGAUUUGGGGUGUAAUUGGUCCAAAGAAGGUAUUCCAUGGCUUGUACCCCAUAAUGCAGUACGCUUUCCUCAUUGGAGCACUUGUUGCUAUCCCAUUUGUUAUCAUCAAGCUUUACGGCCCCAAAAAGUAUGUGAAGUAUUUCCAACCAAGUCUUAUUCUAGGAGGAUUUAUUAUAUGGGCACCGGGUAGCAUUUUCUACCAACUUGGUCAAGUUUACCUUUCUACUGCAUUCAUGUGGUACGGAAAGUCACGCUACCCUGCUUUUUGGAAUAAGUAUAACUACGUUUUCAGCAGUGCAAUGUCUGCAGGUGUUGCUUUCAGUAGUAUUAUUAUUUUCUUUGCUGUCCAGUACCAUGCUAAGGACAUUGAGUGGUGGGGAAAUACCGUUGUCAGUGCCGGCAUUGACGGUGAUGGUAAUCAAAGACUUUUAAAUGCCAGUUUGUUACCUGACGGUUAUUUUGGUCCUAGAAUUGGCCAUUUUCCAUAAAUUUGAACUACCUUUGUUCUCAUCGUUUAUUACCUUUCUUUAGCUUUUGUUCUCUUGACUUAUGAUAUAUAUAAUUAACUUAUGGCACAAAUAGU